Molecule: messenger RNA, 1878 nt
Organism: Dichotomopilus funicola
Lineage: Eukaryota; Fungi; Ascomycota; Sordariomycetes; Sordariales; Chaetomiaceae
Exons: 2
Coding region: 1-1878 (625 amino acids)
Source: RefSeq, a predicted model, not a curated record
AUGGCACCAGUCCAAUACUCUCACCAGACGCUGGUGUUUUACCCCCUGGAAGUGCCUGAGAUUGCACCCCAGGAACAUCUCAACACCUCAGAGACCUCAGAGGACAACGAAUCAACACAGUACCUCAAAGCCAGGCAGCGCGGGUUUGUGUUCACCCGCUGGCUACAGAGUAUUGACACGUCCGAAAGCGACAGGCCAGUAGUGGCGCUCUACGCCAGCCUCGACCGGCCCCAGGAGCUGGUCGUGAUCAAGAAGCUAUGCAAAAUCGACCGGUACUUACAAGCGGCCGAUAACCGCCACCCCAUGCCGGCCGAGAUCGAGCAGUCGACGCUGUCAACCACCACCCACCCCUACGUCCAACGCCAGCUGCCGCUGUACGACCACGUCAACGAGGGUUCGACAGCGUUCCCGCAGCUAUACGCCUUCCAGAUCCACGAGCUCCAGCCCCGUGAUGCCCGUGGCAAAGCCAUCGUGCCAGGGCCUGACGAGCCCAGACAAAAAGACGACAUCACGCUAUUCUACAAGUACUACAACGGCGGCACCCUCGGCCACCUAAUCCAGCACUACCGCGACUGGACUGGGGGAAAUAUCCCCGAAGUCUUCAUUUGGCACGUCCUAGCCGAAGUCGGCCGCGCCCUCUGCUGGCUGCACACAGGGUACACCCCGUCGCGGGCCUACAACCUCCAACACCAAAACCAUAUCUGGCAACCCAACCAACCCGUCAACGACGCCCGCCAGGGAAACCCGCCACCUCCCCAGCCUUGGCGACCCAUCUGCCACCAAGACAUGCACGUCUUCAACAUCUGGCUGCACUACCCGACCGAUGCCGAAAAACGCGCCGACCCCUCCCUCGAACGCUUCACCGACACCCUCCCGCAAAUCAUCCUCGGCGACUUUGGCAUGUCCUUCCAAGAGCACAACGACCGCUACGGCGAGCUCCGCGUGGCCGUUAACCCCGGCCUGCCGGAACCGUCGACAUGGAAGGAUAAGGGUGAACUGGGCAGGGCGUUGUUGUGCAUGAUGGUGCCGUCGUUUAAUGCAAGCGAAGAGAAUCUCGAAAGGCAGGACGGCGUGGAGGGGACGGAGCGGUUCCGGGUGGCGCCUACGAAUGAUAUCUACCAGCGCGGGUACAGUGACGAUUUGGUGAGGUGCUGGAUGGAGAUGCAGAGGUUGGUACCGACAGCCAUUGCGGCGACGUGGGAUGAGAUGCUGAUGCGGAGUCCACGGAGGACGGGGGAGGAUUGGGUGGAUUGGCCGCCGAAUGAUUUUGUGUUUGGGACGAUGAUCGCGCUGGCAGAUAGGUAUGUGGAUGCCUACCGGCGGGGUGAUGGGGCGAGGUCUGUUCGGUGGACACAGCCAUCGACGGCGUGCAUGCCGGUCAAGAGCAAGGCGGAGUGGAAUCCACUGAAAAGGCAGCAUCAGGAGGAUGUCCAGGCUGACCUGGAGAAGAUGAUUGAAAAAUAUUUCAGUCAGCAUUAUAACCUGAACACGGAAUGCGUGCAGAUUCAGCAGGCGCACAUCUUUGGCCGGAAACUGGAACGAGCAAUGAGGGGGGAAUGGAACCCGGCGACAGGGUCGGAUGAUGAUGAUACGGGCCACAAGAAGAGGAAGCGGGUGGAGGAGAAGAAGAAGGACGUGGAACAUGGUAACAAGAAGGCCAGGCGGGAGGAGGAGACUCCGGAUGAUUUGCUUGACUUUGAGGAUUACCAAGACACGGAUUUGCCCGAAGUACAUGUCGGUAGGGCCACAGUACAUCGUGUGCAAAGACUUACCGAAGAGCCGUUGCCGGUUCGGUUGCGGGAUGGGGAGAAGGAGCGGAAAAGGCAGACGGAAAAAAAGGAGGGAUUGCCGAUUCGGGUGUUGAAGCCAGAACAGUGA